Molecule: messenger RNA, 2288 nt
Organism: Pygocentrus nattereri (red-bellied piranha)
Lineage: Eukaryota; Metazoa; Chordata; Actinopteri; Characiformes; Serrasalmidae
Gene: tmem26a
Product: transmembrane protein 26a
Exons: 6
Coding region: 67-1029 (320 amino acids)
Source: RefSeq, a predicted model, not a curated record
AGCAGAGUGAACACUGAGUGAUCAGAGUGGACAGAGUGGGCACAGUGGACACUGUGAGCAGUCAGGAUGCAGUUUUUGAAGUUUGUGUGUGCGGUGGUGACCCGUAUUCUGUUCCUGCUGCUCUCUCUGAGUGCCGUGUGGAGGGUGAUCUCAGUGAAGAAUGACUGGUGGUUCUGGCUGCUGACCAUCCUGUACGUCCCUCUGCUGCUGGAGACCAUCAUCACGCUGAAGAGGAGGAGAGGACACGAAUACAAAUGGUUCUCUCCAGUGAUCCUCUUCUUUCUGAUCAGCAUUAUUCCCUCCAUCUGGAUCCUGGAGCUCCAUCAUCAAGAGAACAAGUCCAGCAACCCUCAGUGUAAGAAGCUGGACUCGUGGAAGAAUGUCCAGAGCAUGGUGGAGUCCUUCAACAUCACAAUGGGCCCAGACACUGAUACACUGAAGGCGAUAGAGAGGCGCCUGUCUUCCAUCUGUCCAAACGACUGGAUCCUCGCUCUUCAUCAGACCCUGCUCAUCCUCCUCAUUGUGGGGAAGUGGCUCCUGCCCCUUGGAGGCGGGGUGACACGUGACGAGCUGUCUCAGCUGCUGCUGAUCUUUGUUGGCACAGCCGCCGACAUCCUGGAAUUCACCAGCGAGACGCUGUCUGAUGUGAAGGAUAGCAGUCCACAGCUGGUGUAUAUAAUCCUGGCGGUGUGGACGUGGAGCAUGCUGCAGUUUCCUCUGCACUUGGCAGUGGUGACCUCCAAGUCGGGUGAAUCAACUGAGGAGCAGGUGGAGGAGCAGCAAGGUUGCUGUAGAAACAUCCUGCUGGAGAGACACAGUACAGACAUCUGGAACAUCGUGGAGAGCCUGUUCAUCCAGGAUGGACCGUUCCUCGUCGUCCGCCUGACCGUGAUUAUCUACUUUGAAGUUUUUCACCAGAUGCUGGUGUUCUUUGCCAUCAAGAAUUUCCUGGUGGUCAUUCUGAACUUUUACAGACUGGUGGUCAUCUUCCUGGACGUCAGACCGAAAUCACGGUCACAAACGCCUUGAUGGAAGGAAACACUUGAAGAGCUCAUUACUGGAAACUACUUUGGAAACUUUGGAAGUGUAGUCGAUCAGCUAAGACAUUUGCUUUUGUAGUUUCAGUGCUGGAGCCAUGAGGCUAAUGUAGCUAAGGUAAUGGAAGCUUAUACACCAGUGCUACCUGCUUGUCUCAGACUUGAGGAAGUGUUCAGUAUCUCUAAUAUUCUAGAUUAUUUGCUUUCCGACACUGUAUGACUCACUGUUAUCUAUAAACAGGUUUCUGUAAGCCUCAUCACAGAGAUGCACACACAGCCAGGGGGCAGAAAGCAACUCUCUUGACCGCAUAAAGCAACAAUGACAAGUUGACAAGAGAAAAUGGUAGCAGAAUGUUUCCUCUGGGACAAGCGUCUUGUGCUGUGUAGCACAACUAAAAAGACAGUAUUGUGUUCUCCAGAUCUCCAUUCUGUUCUUCUCCAUGUUCUCUCUUCUUCUCAGUUAUUCUCAUAUUUGUCAACCAUCUUGUAUACACAACCAUCUGAUGUACGCCUGAAUGCAGCAUUAGCUUAGCAACACUCGACAUGCUCCUGAUAUUGUCAUAUAAGGAGGAUAGACAGACUCAACAAACAACUAAACCAGGUCAGCUAGGCCAAAUUCAUAGGAGGUGUCAGCAAGAUGUAAUGUUUUCUGUGAUUUUAGCUAAACAUUUAGCAAAUAGCAAACUUAGCUUAGACCUAAGCUUCCAUUACUUGGUAGCUACAUUAGCCUCAUAUCUCCAGAACUAAAACUAAUGAACUAAAGGAGGUAUUUUGUUUUUGUACCACUUGAAUGAAACUAAAUGUUGUGUUAUUUGCUCUUUUUUAACUGGUUAUAUAUCUACACUCACUUUAUCAGAAACACCUCUCUUGCCGCUCCACCUUUCUAGUGUUCAUUUAGAGGCCGUAGAUCAACUGCUGAUGCACAGUGCGUCAGUCAUUAUCUAGAUCUUUAUUAAUGGACAAUUUCUAGAAUUAAUAUCUACCGGCAGUCCUGUGAUUAGAGUAACAUGGAGCUACAUAGUGGAGAUAUAAGGCAGGUGGACCUCAGAGUCCAUGUAUGUUAAAGGAGUCUGAGUAUGUACGGUCUUUAACUUUACACCGAAUAAGAACAAUUUGAAUAUUACAUGUUCUGUGUAAAUUAGAGAAACAUCAGUGAUGUCAAACAAAAUAACUGCUCAGACUGUUCAAACAUUGUAAAAUGUUCAGAUGUUUAUGAUAUUUUGAUGCUUAUACACUAUAUUGUCAAAAGUA